CCACACUUCUGCUGGAUGAACGUCGACAGAGACGCUGGCCGACACGUCCUCUGCUGAGAUCCUUCUCUCCAACCCUUGUCUGUGUGAUGCCAUGGCUCUACAUUGGCUGCUGCUGCUCUCCGCCCUCCUCCUGCGAGUCACUCCCUGCUGCCCCCUGGAGGACAACAAGAUCCCUCCCAGCCUGUGCACUGGUCAGCCGGGGAUACCGGGCUCUCCAGGAGUGCACGGCAGCCCGGGACAGCCCGGCAGAGACGGGCGUGACGGGCGAGAUGCUGCUCCGGGCGAGAAGGGCCAGAAGGGCGACCGUGGAGACUCAGGAGAGCUGGGGGCCCGAGGCCUGACGGGCGACAAAGGUGACCCGGGAGAGAGGGGAGAGAAGGGCCAGUCGGGAGAGUGUGCCGUGGCCCCCAGAUCAGCCUUCAGUGCCAAGCUCUCCGAGGGCCGGGCCAUGCCACUGGUGGUGGAAACAGCGGUCCACUUUGACAAGGUCUUGCUCAACCAGCAGGGGGACUACAACGCAGAAACCGGGCGCUUCACCUGCAAGGUGCCUGGCGUCUACUACUUCAGCGUGCACGCCACCGUCUACCGCUCCAGCCUGCAGUUCGACCUGAUGAAGAACGGCCACGCCGUCUCCUCCCACUUCCAGUUCUACGGCAACUGGCCCAAACCUGCCUCUGUGACCGGGGGGGCCCUGGUGCACCUGGUGCCCGGGGACCAGGUGUGGGUCCAGAUGGCUCUGGGGGAGUUUAACGGCUUUUACUCCAGCUCCAAAACAGACAGCACCUUCAGCGGGUUCCUGGUUCACUCAGACUGGCAGAACUCCGCCGUCUUCGCCGCGUGACUCAGGGCUGAGCAUCACUGUCCUGCCUGCUGCUCACACACACGGCUUCAUCACCACAUUCUUCUCAUGACACUUGGAGAGCGCACAACUAUUAAACCAACUCUGAAGUCUGUCCAGCGGGUUCUCUUCCGUGGAUGCUCACCGCUCCUCGCCCCCGACAUGAGCGCGGCCCUCACAGGGAACUGGAUUAUCCCUCCACUCCCAGACACGCACGUGAAUAUGACUGCAUCAAGUUUUCCUUCAGGCUGGGACGAGGAUCACGAGUCAAAUAUCAAUCUGCUAUUUCCAUUAGUUCCCAGCCCCUCAGCAGACAUGAGGUCACUCUGUCGCUGCAGAGAACCCUUGACUUUUUCAUGUCGUUCUGUGGCCCGCUGCCGGAGCUGGACUCAAAUAUCAGCUCAUGCAAAUCGAAAUAGACACGACAGCUUCAGUGAAGCUGAGCUCUUCUUCAGCUGGUCUUCCUCCGACGCCCUCCACUGCGACACUUUUGCUCACGUUUCUGUCACUUUCACGGAAGAAUGCUCUUCAAGCUAAACAACCAACCUCCUGCUCGCUGCUAACACUCAUGCUACAAGCAACAUGCUAGCAAAGCAGCAGCCUGCCUUUCAACGGGAACGUCAGUUAUGAUAA
This is a messenger RNA of Synchiropus splendidus (mandarinfish), 1471 nucleotides long. RefSeq names its product C1q and TNF related 5 (gene c1qtnf5). The record is from RefSeq and is a predicted model, not a curated record. Gene Ontology annotation, molecular function: protein binding. The transcript is spliced from 3 exons. Bases 92 to 841 code for a protein of 249 amino acids. NCBI's taxonomy places the organism in Eukaryota, Metazoa, Chordata, Actinopteri, Syngnathiformes, Callionymidae.